Messenger RNA from Rhodofomes roseus, 969 nucleotides. RefSeq lists its product as uncharacterized. NCBI's taxonomy places the organism in Eukaryota, Fungi, Basidiomycota, Agaricomycetes, Polyporales, Fomitopsidaceae. Gene Ontology annotation, molecular function: metal ion binding. The transcript has 4 exons. The coding region runs from base 1 to 969 and encodes 322 amino acids. The record is from RefSeq and is a predicted model, not a curated record.
AUGGCUCCGAGCGACAAGUCUGUCGUAAAACACCAUAGUAGGCAACGCCCACCCGCCUCUGAAGACGAAAACGUCAUCGACAUCUCGUCCGACGAUGAUCCUGCGCUACCUGAAGCCUCCACCUCGUUUCACCGCAACCCUAAUGGCAAACGUCGGUCUUCGCGCCCCACAGACACGCACGAGACGAUAUCCGACGAUCAUCCGAACCGACAGAGCAAGCGUCCGAAAAAUCAGUCAGCACCAACGGCAGCGGACGCGGUGUGCCACUUGGAGAAAGACCUCAAGAUACAGAUCGAUAGGAAUGACGCGCUGCAGGAAGCACUCACCGCCGCCUCUUCCGCCCGAGAGAAGUUGCAACGUGAGCUCGAGGCCGCGUACAAGGCUUCCGACGAGCUGUUGAAGGAGCUGGUUUCUACGACUGAGGAUAUCGAAGACCCUCAAGCCCUACCGCAGCGCGAGGAGACGGUCAAUGCCGCUCAGGCAUUCAUUGACGCUUUGCAAAGCGACACGACCUGUACCAUCUGUACUCAUCGGCUGUGGCUCCCAUACGCCCUGUCCUGUGGUCAUACAGCGUGUCAAACCUGCAUACAAGAAUGGUUCAACGAGGCGCUCAUACAACAUCUAGACAAGAACCCGCAUCUAGAAAUGCCAAACGUACAGCCUUACCGCGAGGCGCUGCGCAACCCGGAGCUGCAAGGAGUGGAUCGUGACCGCGUCAAGGCAGAGCUUACUGCCGUUCUUCAGCACUAUCCCCCUCCGCGGUAUACUUGUCCAAUUUGCCGGCAGGUCGUCAAAGCGAGGCCCACAGAAGAAGUCGCCCUACGGAGCAUCGUAUGGACGGUGGCUGAAAUACAAGGAGAAGAGAAUCCGUACAAGCGCAUCCCUGAGGCGGGUGGAAGUAUCCACGGAAACGAAGGGAUCUGGGACGGAUUCUUUACACAUAUGACAUACGACUUAGAGCUCCAUUAG